This is a messenger RNA of Colius striatus (speckled mousebird), 8905 nucleotides long. It is a transcript of the gene WIPF1, whose product is annotated as WAS/WASL interacting protein family member 1. The record is from RefSeq and is a predicted model, not a curated record. NCBI's taxonomy places the organism in Eukaryota, Metazoa, Chordata, Aves, Coliiformes, Coliidae. Gene Ontology annotation, molecular function: actin binding.
AGAGCCGCUUCCUGCCACUAUAAAUAGCGCCCGGCCCAAUAUGUCCCGCCCGCCGCCGCGGCUGGAGCGCCGGCGGAGCCGCCCGCCCCUCCCGCCGCCGCAGCAGCCCGCACGGAGCCCGAGAUGUGUGACCUGGAAAAUAUUACUGCGUUCUAAUUAACUCCAGCAAGUGUACUCUGGACUGCAUUUGCCACGCAUCCUGUUCUGUGCAAGCAUCUCUCCUGCUGGUGACAAGAUUUCUUAGCAAGAUCAGACAGAGCUCAGCCUUCCACAAUGCCUGUGCCUCCCCCUCCAGCUCCACCUCCUCCCCCAACACUGGCCUUGGCAAAUACUGAAAAGCCAUCCCUGAGCAGGUCAGAACAAGCAGGACGAAAUGCUCUCCUAUCUGACAUUACCAAGGGGAAAAAGCUGAAGAAGACUGUUACUAAUGACAGAAGUGCUCCGAUUCUAGACAAACCAAAAGGACCUGGUGGAGGUGGUGGCGGUGGUGGCUUUGGAGGAGGUGGUGGCGGCAGUGGUGGUGGUUUUGGUGGUGGUGGUGGCCCACCUGGCCUUGGAGGCCUUUUCCAAGCAGGAAUGCCAAAGCUCAGAUCUGCUGCGAGUCGAGAUGCUGAUGCUGGGGGCGGCCGCCUGCCCUCCCUGCCACCCGGAGCCCGCUCCACCGCCGCCAAGCCCUUCUGCGCACCCAGCGGCCCACCGCGCUUCCCGGGGCCGCCCUCGGGGCCGCGGACCGCUGCUCCCGAGCCGCAGAGGAGCCGCCUGCCGCCGCCGAGGCCCGACGUCGGCUCCAAGCCCGAUGCCGUGCCGCCGCCAGUGCCUAGCACCCCCCGGCCCAUCACCUCCAGUCUGUACAACCGGGGCUCACCGCCGGUGCUGGGCGUGAGCCGGCAGCCCAGCUUGGGGCCCUCGCCCGCGCCAUUCCUGGGCAGCCGGAGCACGGGGUCGGCCGGGUCUCUCCGGCAGCCUGGUCCCAGCGCAGCGGCUCCCUUCUCCGGCCGUCCGCCGCUGCCUCCCACCCCGGGCCGGUCGGCAGAGGACAAGCCGCCGCCCCCGCCACCCCCCGCCGGGCACCGGCCGCCCGCCACCCGGGAUGUGGCCCUGCCGCCGCCGCCGCCGCAGAACAGCAAGCCGCCCGUGCCCUCAGCCCCCCGGCCCGCCCUCGGCGCCCCGGCGCCCCCGCCGCCGCCCCCCAGCAGGCCCGGGCCACCUCCGGUUCCACCCAGCCCCGGUGCCGGCGGCGACGAGAUGCCGCGGCUACCCCAGAGGAACAUCUCGCUGGGGUCCUCUUCGGCACCCGGUGGUGGCCGCUCCGGGCCGCUACCCCCCCCGCCCAGCGAGAGGCCUCCGCCGCCCAUCAGGGACCCCCCCAGCCGAUCAGGCCCCCUCCCACCACCUCCUCCCAUAAGCAGGAAUGGAAGCACUUUGAGGGCUUUACCUGCCACUCCGCAGCUGCCGUCCCGGGCAGGGCUGGACAGUCAGAGGGGCGGUGCGCGGCCGCCGCUGCCCCCCGACCGGCCGGGCUCGGCAGCGCCGCCACCGCCGCCGCCUCCCGCAGCAGCUCUCAGGAACGGCUUCCAGGAUCCAGGCGACGAUGAAUGGGAAAGCAGAUUUUCUUUUCAUCCUAUAUCUGAUUUGCCACCUCCAGAGCCAUAUGUACCCAUGAACAGAAGUUAUCCCAGCAAACUAGCAAGAAACGAAAGUAGAGGUGGCUCUGGCCGAAAAGAGAGAGGUGCCCCCCCGCUUCCACCUAUACCAAGGUGAAAUGGGUUCUGGCUUGUCUUUGGGCAACCUCCAUUUUCAAGUUUCCUUCGAGUCAGCUCUCCUGUCCACAUCAUUGGAAAGUUGUCUGGUUUGCUUUAUUUUCAUUUUUGGCUUGUCAGAUGGAACAAUCUCUAUUACAGAAGUAAUAGAUGCAGCUUAUGAAUUAUAAUUGCUCAAAGCUAUAAAUUUUAUUUGCAUAUACUGCGGGCUGUCAUGAAAGGCGUUUUGUGGACCAUACACAGCAUACGUGCAUCAUCCUUACUGUGUCCAACCCUGUCCCCUUGAGAGCUCCACAGGAGGUCUGGCUUUGAAUUUAAUGAGAGCUGGAACGAAGCUGUUUUAUUCAUUUUGGGUACAGUGGCUGUACUAUUUGAAUGAUAAAGUACAAUCUAUUUUCUGUUUUAAAAAAAAAAAGUUGCUGGGGAAGACCACGUAGCCAAGAGUCCCCUGGAUCCUUCUUUACGUGCCUAACUUGGCCCACCUGCUUCUGCAAGCCAUAGACCUGCUACAUGGUGACCAAGAGUUCAUCCUAAACCUUUUCACUUCGCUUAGCCAAGCAAAUCUUAUUUGAAACAAUAGAGAGCUCAUCCUGCCCGAAGGAUGGAGUGUGUCUGGCCUUGUUUUCAUCUGUGGAGAAUCUUCCAAAGAAAAGCACAAUGAAGAAUUCAGCAGCAUAAAAAUAUCUUUUUUUUUUUAACUCACGUGUCCUUGCUUCUUAAUAGUGUUAUGCUUUCAGUCACCUCAUUCUUUCCUACUCUGAUGUGGACCAACCCUCAGUCAUCUGUGUCCUGGCUUCUUGUAAUGCCCUCUACCAGAGACUGCAUGUGAAAAGUGCUCAAAAAGUAGUCUUGGUGCAAAUGCAGCAAUUAUUGUAGUCAUAGGCUCCUUCUAUAAUACAUUGUUAAAACCUGUGUCCUACAGACCACUUUCCGAUUGUUUUUUUGGUACAACUAAAUUACAGGGUUUGACUUAAAAAGCUUCCUGGUGCUUAGGUCAUGAGUCUCAGAGAUUGUAUUUGACUUGUGUUACGGUAGAGCUGCUGAGGUCAAAAAUAUGUGUAUGAAAGCCCUUUGAUAUAGAGAAGAAGGUUGGGGGUUUGUGCAUUCAGGUGGGAGCAUCGGCUUCAAAAUUUACUUUCUGCACAGGUUGAAGUGAAACAGUAAGAUUUGGCCACUUGAGUUUACCGCAAAGCCUGUCCUUUCAAACUUUACUGAAAGGAGUCUCCACAGAGAGAUGCCAGGCCUACAUUAAUAGAAGAGAGGGUGAAGUAUUCUGACGUUGUGACAAUUGGUUAAUGUGUUUAAUGGCUUUUGAAUUUUGUAUGUGAGAAAAGAGUUCAUUAUAUGAGCACAUUUUACAAAUUGAUCAAACUGGUUAUAAAAUGCCUUUGGAAAUUAGAGGAAGGCUGCAGUUCUGGAUUUGAAAGAAAUACUGCUGAAAUAUAGCUCUUUGUUAAUUGGACUUCAGAAGGUUAGCUCUGAAGAAUUUCUCCUCUGCCUCCUUGACAGUUUCUGUUUAUUCAGUGUACUCCUUGGGAUCCCCACCAAGCCUGGUGCAGCUGCCAUGCUUCGCCAAAAAAGAUAAAAAGGAAAAGAAAACCUAGUCAGAUAGGUUAAGGAAAUGUUUCUGUAGCAUGAGAGCCAUGCUCCUAAGUACGCUCUGUGGCUAGAAUGAGGGUAGUCCUGGAAGCUGUAGGGAAUUUAGUUGAGGAGAGCCUUGACCCCCCUCACCAGGGCGUUUUGCCCUGUCGGUGGGCAUGGAGGGGCAGAUUCCCCUUUGGCCCGACAGCCUGGGCACUCGGAGGGGUGAGGCAGAGUUGGAUUUGGCCGGAUCAAAUUAAAUUUGGCCUUCUCAGUGUUUGUUUACAAAAUCUUGUCAGCUGUGAUAGCAUUUGAUUAUAUACCUGGGGUUUUUUACAUUUUUAUACCUAAUGACCUGGUUUAAGUUACUGUUCAUGGUCUUGAACCUGCAAUUAAAUGCGCAGGCGCAGGAAUGUAUCUACAUCUAUUUGCAGGAUCAUGACUCUAAGAGUUUCUUAAACAGAUAUCAGUGGAACCUCCACGUGACAGGUGCACCUUGGGAUCAAACGUAGCACAAUACUGAAUUUAUAUAUGUAUUUUAUAGAUGUCACUUAAAAAAUAUGCCCGUCUUUUUGGGAUAAUAUUAUAUGAAUAGCAGUCCAAAUAAGAUUUUUAGGAUAAUAAUUUAAAGGAUAAGUUAUUGUAUUCAUGUUUUUUAAACUGAAGCACUUAAAACUUUCUAAGGAACAACAUUUUGAAUUUAAGAAUACAAUAUUUUCAGUACCUUGACCUGCCAAAUCCUUAUUAAUAUCCAAAUAGCUAUGCAGCUAAAAAAUAAAACCCUCCAAAAAGUGUACCUUUUUUGUAACUUACCUGCUUUCAGCAUGACUGUUUUGCUUUAAGUCAAUGAAAAUACUGCACAUUGUUCUGCCAACUCUGCAUCUGCAUAAUUCAAAAUAUCUUAUAUUUGAUCUUUUGAGCAAGUUUUUCUGACUAGAAAUUCUGGACCACUACCAAAGACUUAGCCAAACUAGCUUCAGUCUCACGUUAAUAUGUGCUGUGUAAAGGGCCCUCAGUCAACAAGUCAAGGAACCUGAGCUGCUCCAGUUUUAGCUCUUCUCUGUACUAUAGAAACCUCUAUAGAGGUUUCCAUAGAAUGGAUGUUUGGCAUAUAUGUAAAAGAGCUUAACAGUGCAGGAAGAGGUGUUUUUUUUCACCUAAAACCAACUUUACUAUUUAUGUCUUUUGCUAUAAUGUGUCUCUAGAUACAUUCCAGAACAAUGCAGCAUUUUAUCGUUCAAUAAAUUACUUCAUAUAUCAAUAGCUAUUUACAAUAUGAUCAGUAUUAAAGUAUUUAUUUCACUAUGAAGUGUUAAAAAAGAAUACAAAAGAGUUUGAAUCCAAUGGUGCCUUAUGACUUUUUUAGUCAACUUUUCUGUGUCUCUCUAGAAAGAUUAAUAGGCAUUGCUCUUCCAAGUCCUAAUGUAAAUAGUGUUGACUGUAGCAUGAUAGAGUGUUUGAGCCAAGUCCUGCUGUUGCAACAAGCCCGCUCUGCUCACUUCAGAUUGAAGCAUAUGGAGAGGCCAUUGUAUCAGUCUUUCGGUGAGGUGUAAAUGAGCACUGGUUAGCCUCACAGUCACUUGUUGGUAUUGCUCUGAAAAUUUAGUUCUUUCCCAAAACAUAUAUUGUGUCUCACGCUGCUAUCCUUACAAGCUGGCAGACUUCAGCAUGGUUGCGUAGGUUAUUAGAGAACUAAAUGUGAUUCACUGCUUGCUUAUGAGAUUUACUGGGUUUGUUUCAGUGGCAUUGUAUUAUAAACCUUCACACCUCAAACUGUCUUUUUAUGUCAUCACUAAGAUUUGCAUUGCAUGACAAUGGCCACACAUGUAUGUUUGUUUGGUUUUUUUAAUUCAAGUCAGUAAAUUAAAUGGGAAUAAGUUUUGUACCAUGUGACAAAAAUUUCUGCUCAGUAUUUUUGGAAGAAAAGCACACAUAUCUUUCAUGACUUUCUGCACCAGCCAUCCGGAGAAGAGGUCACAGAGAUUAAUGUUCAGAGUUGUGAAAGGAAGCUCAGCUUGUGAUUCGGGAAGUGUGUGCUUCUGUAAAUGGACUACUUCUUAAAAAAGGUUGCAAAGUUCUUGUUUAGAAGCCAGCAUUUCCCAACACUAAAAUAAUCAUUUAAAAGAUAUUAUUUUCUGCAAGACUGAACUAUUACAGAAGUUCCUUAAAUUGUCAUUUAAAAAACUGGCAGUUUCUCCUUGCAGCAACAGCUGUUUACAUGUCACUUGAAGACGCAGGUCUCUACAAGCAGGGCAGAGGAUGAGGGAACUAAGCUGCUGUUGUGCUUCGCAAUGUAACAACAAUCUUCUGUGCAGAAGCAUGGAAAUAGAAAGGAUACUUUUUGCCAUGGAAGCAAAGGAGUGAUUGAACUGGAAUGAUUCCAAGCAGAAUGUCAAAUCUUGAGAGACCUAGAGAGAGCCUUUCAGCCACAGGAUGCUGGAAAGGAGAAGAUUGCUUAAGAAAAUAAACCCCAGUUAGCUAAAGGUUUGCUAUCAAUACUGGAAUACAAAAGACAAUGUGCAUGUAGGUAAGAUUCACACUUGCAAUAGUGUCUCACAGUCAGAUGCCAGCAACCUGUUAUGAUGAUAUGGUGACUCUGUAUAACAAACAUUGUGUGAACUUUAAUCUUUCAAAUGGUAUUCACCAGAAAAUAGGGAGAAUCUCCUACCUAAGAUGCCCGGUAACACAUUGAGUGUAGGUAGUUCAUGGAACAGUUCUUCAUAUACGUUGGGAGAACACAGGGAUCUUGUAGCCUGUAAGGUGAAAGUGCCUGGACCACUCAGUUAAAAUGUAAACCUGGAGUGAUGGCAAAAAGGCAAGUGUUGGAGUUACUCAGCAGAAGCAGGGCACAUGUACAUGUUCUCAGUGAGUGAGUAUGCGGUAGGUAAGUAGACAGACUAAAAGAAAUAAAUGGAAACCACGUGUCUUAAAAAAGGGAGUAACCCUGCAGUAUAUUGCCAUUGUCAAAUGCGAUUUGUCUGUGAUAAAUGCUCUUUAGUGUAAGUUAAUGCAUGAAAAGGAAAACCUCUACAUUUGGACUUCCAAAACCACACAAGAAUAUGAAAGAGAGGGAAACGUAACUUAAAACUUAAGCUGAGCAGAAAGUAAUGUGUUUUUAUGAGAUGCUUAAAGUUUGAGGUUUUUAUAAAAUAUUAAUCUAGUUCUGUGAAUACUUUUUUGCUUAACAUUUAUUUUGUAUGUGAUUUUGUUCUCCUUAUUGUUCUGUCCUAUGCCAAAUAAAUUUUACUUUUAUUUACUUGGUGGUGCAGAAUGGUGCAUUGAUAAUAGUCACGUGGCAGGAGCCAGGGCGGGUUGUUCCCCCCACCUCCUGCCUACCAUUGCGCAGCAGCACAGCAGUAAUGCUGAGAGGACUUUGGGCCUCCAUACAGUGAAGACUAGAUACCUGCAGAUAAGGAGAAAUAAUGAGUUGACUUUAGGAUAAAGAAUGAUUGUAAAUCUGUGGUCUAUGAUACUGUGUGUAUAGAUGGCAUUGUGUGAGCUAUGGACAUUGGCUCUGGCUAAGGCGAGUUGGGCCCUUGCCAUGGGGAGAUGACGUGGAAAAUCAGUUCAGCACAGAUUUUGGUUCCUCUUAUCUCCGCUCACUAGGCAGAAGGCUGAUGGAGAACAUCAAACAAAUGAAAACCUCCUUUUUGACUUUGGAGCCCUAUACUUGUUCUUGGAUGUUAACCUUUUCAGAUAAUUUGGACCAGGUGCAUCACAGAAAGGCCCUUUGAGGUCCAAAGGAGGCUUAAAUUCAGACUUCACUUCAAGCUUCUCCUUAGAAAUUAGAAAGGUCACUUUAAAACCCCAUACUGAAAGCCCUAUGCUCAUCUAUCUUGCAAAGACUUAAGCAGCAGGUUUACUCUUACAGAUUCUGCAGGGGGGUUGGACUAGAUGAUCUCUAAAGGUCCCUUCCAACCCCUACUAUUCUAUGAUUCUAUGGUGAAUCCUUUGACAUUUAUGGCAACUGCUUGUUGUUGAUACUUUUACAGACUGACUGGGACAGGGACCUUGACUUUCUAAAAGGCUACAGACAGUUGAGGCUGAGAGGUAGCCUAGAAUCUGGUCCCAAUGCCCAGGCUGUGGAAUUAGAAGAGCCAUGGCAGAAGACAAAUGCUAGGAGUUUGUGAGCUGCAGAGGAGCUGGCUCAGCAGGCUGUAACCUUUGUUUGCAGAUCUUAGUGGCAGUAACUGUGAACGAGAACUUGGAGGCAUGAAUCUAAUGAUCAACUAGUAGGUGUGUCUUAUCUCAUGGUUUAUCAAAGGAACUGUGUUUCUUUCUAAUUUUCAAGAAAUUAAAUUACUUACUUGAUUUCAAGAAGAGGGAACUGAACUGAGCAUGCCGUGACCUAGUCAUAGCUGCAGCAUAAUCCUUCCUUCAUUUAACUAAAAAAACCCUGUUGCUUUAAAAUAAAGCCACAAACUACACUGUAAAACAGUUCUGACUGCUCCCUGCAGUUGCAGGAAGGCUCACGUGUUGCACGAAGCAUACACAAAAAUACCCAACUUGUUUGAUCACGAUUCAACAAUUUCCAAUGACCUUCCUGCCUUGUAUGCACAGGCUGCUCCCUCCUGCCCUUUUGCCUACUCUGACUCCAUUUCGCAUUGCAAAGAGUAAAUUGGGGCAAUUAUUGAUUUGGCCCCUACAUCUUUGUACAAUUAAUGUAUCAUUUAAGUUAACUAAUGAAAUAAGAUCAAGAGCCUUCAGGAUUUGUUUUUCUCUGGCUAACAGCAAGUAUAAUGAACAUUCCUACUAGCUGUUUCUGCUAUGCUAUUUGCUUCUCUGAGAAUUACACGAAUAUGUAACAUAAGUUUGAUUCCAUGUUUCAUUUUCUGUUGCACUCUUAGAGGUCCUAUACAUUUUAUUUUAUAUAAAACUGUGUGGCUUACAUUUUUAAAAGAGCUCAUCCUCUCCACUUGUUGAAGAGGGUUCUCUGACACCCUCCUAAAAAAUUCAUACUUACUCUUCCAAUCUUGGAGGUCUGGUGCAUACGGUGGCAUGCCCACUGUGAAAUAAAAUCUCUUUUUUUCAUAAGCAAAAAUGCUGCUCCCCAUGCACAUUAACUUCUCUCCUCAGAGCUGUGGCUGGGCUCUGCUUCCAGGAGUUAAAUUAAUUUGGCAGGGCACAGGAGAGCCUCCAUAACCUUUUCUGUACCCUACUGGUUGUUACACUUUUGGGGUGUCAGUGCUGCUUCAUCUACAUGUGUUUACACAAAUACAGACUGCUAAGCAGAAACUUUGGUGAAGCAUAAAAGAAAACAGGAUGGCACUUGGUCUCCAUGCUGUAGCUAUUGCAGUAGCACUAUGAAUAAAAAGCAAUAUAAGUAGUUUCUAAUGUGAGCUAGUAAAAGCCUCUGAACACACGGAUUACAUCCACUGACUAAUGUACAGAUCCUAUAAAGACACCUCUGAGCAGAAUGUUUGUUCCACAUUGUAGGAUGAUGCCUUUGACUCCAUGAACAAUAACUUGUCUUUUCUGUAACUCCUGAAAGCAUUCCUCUAAGAACUGAUUAAUGCUGUCGUAAGUCUCAAUGCUCAUCUGACAACUCCCUCCAUAGCCUUUCU